Molecule: messenger RNA, 1631 nt
Organism: Ziziphus jujuba (common jujube)
Lineage: Eukaryota; Viridiplantae; Streptophyta; Magnoliopsida; Rosales; Rhamnaceae
Product: FBD-associated F-box protein At4g10400
Exons: 3
Coding region: 155-1549 (464 amino acids)
Molecular function (GO): protein binding
Source: RefSeq, a predicted model, not a curated record
UUUAUGCAUUUGAUUUUCUUUUUCCCCAAGUUAUGUGUAUUAAUACUUAAUUUUUUUAUUUUUUAUUUUUAAAUCUUAUCUUUUGGAUCGAUAUCAAUAUCAUAAUCUUAUGCUAGAAAUAAUUACCAAUUACCAUAAAUAAAUAAAUAAUAAAAUGAAAAAUGAAAAUACAGUGAGGGCUUCCUCUUCAAAGUUGCAAAGUUUCAACCUUGGGAGAGACGACGAAGGUAUACAAAUGGAGGAUUAUAUCAGCGAAUUACCACAAGAAAUUCAGGUGAAGAUAUUGUCACUGUUGCCGCCCGGAAGGGAUGCAAUAGUCACCAGUGUACUUUCCAAGCGAUGGCGGUACCUCUGGACUCGUGUCUGCAAUCUCAACUUCGAUGGAUACCGUUACAUGAUGAACAGGAAGAUCAAGGGCACGUACAAGUCAGAUUCGGAAGCACCCAAAUUCAUAAAGUGGGUGAAUAGUAUAAUUGACCACCACAAUGGUCAAAUUGAUAGCUUUAGUGUUUAUUUCGAUCUAGAUCACCGCUCAACAUCUUCAAUAGAUAAAUGGGUAAAAUUUGCAAUGGGAAAAAUCGGAUCGCUUCGAAGUUUCGCAUUGGAAUUUCCAGAACUGGGUGGGUUUCGAAGAUCCUCACCCUGCUACUAUCUUCACAGGCGAGUCUUCGAUUCCCAAGAAAAUGUUUCUUUUAAUUCUCUCAAAGUGCUCCGCUUUAAUUGUGUGGAUCUGAACGACGAGGUUUUCCAUUUCCUCUUGCAUAAUUGUUCGGCUCUUGAACGGUUUGAAGUGCGUGGCUCAUCAGAAAUGGUCAAUCUAAGUGUUACAGGUCCAUCGCUUGCAUUGAAGCAUUUAGAGUUGCAAAAUUGUGAAAAUGUUGAGAGGAUUGAAAUCUGUGAUACUCAAAACCUUGUUUCAUUUUAUUGCUGCUGUGACAAUCCCGAUACAAUACUGGUCAUUAGGGACGUUCCAAUGCUUGCAGAAGUAUAUUUCCAUUGUUCUCGCUAUAGAGAUGUAGUAGGUAGUGUCUUUACUACACUUUCAGACUGUCUCUGGCAGCUACAGAUUCUCCAACUAAAUAUUUCCCAUCAGGACUAUGUGGAGAAUCGUGUAUAUAACACCUUAACAAAUCUUAAGCAGCUGAAUUUGGUGCUUAAUGGAUGUGAUAAUUACAAUCUUCUUAAAUUAAUUCCUUUCAUCAAGGCAUUUCCCCGCAUGCGGAAACUUGAGCUUAAGCUUUUAUCCUGGACCGGUUUAAGAUCCCAAGAAUGGCACAAGUCUAUGAAACCUAAAGAAUGUCCUCAUCAAAACCUCAAGGAAGUGGAAGUACUUGGCUAUACGGGUCGUACAAGUGAUGUUGAACUAAUCACAUACUUUAUUGAGAAUGCAAAUUUGCUUGAGAAAAUCGCUAUAAAGUCUUUCCAGUUCAUGGAAUACCGCACUUGUCAACCGCCUCUAACCAAAAAAGAGGAAGCAAUGAGAAGAAACCAUGCUAUGAAGCAUUUGAAAGGAAAGGUUCCUUCAACUGUAGAAUUUAUAUGCCCUUAGUGUUGGUUAUAUAUUGAAAAAUUACUUAUACAUUACCAAAUUUUGGAUUAUAUUUUGGUUAUAAUUAAAGAAUGUUGUUAUA